Molecule: messenger RNA, 729 nt
Organism: Nestor notabilis (Kea)
Lineage: Eukaryota; Metazoa; Chordata; Aves; Psittaciformes; Psittacidae
Product: WD repeat-containing protein 25-like
Exons: 1
Coding region: 4-729 (241 amino acids)
Molecular function (GO): protein binding
Source: RefSeq, a predicted model, not a curated record
AUAAUGAGUUCAUCACUGGUUGCUUAUGAUGAUUCAGACUCCGAGACAGAAACUGAAAACACUGAAGUCCCCAAUACUUCCAGCAGACAGACAAGCCAGCCAAGUUCUUCUGGGAAUUGUGUUCAGUACUUUGCACCUGGUAGUUUGGGUACAAAAUCUACAUAUGAAAUGCAGCCUACUGAGAACACGGACUGUUCUGGCGCAAGUACUGCUUGUGAAGAUGCCUCUGAGCAUUAUGCACAGAAUAACAACACUGAUUUGACAUCUCCUUAUUGUAGGGGAGCGUACUCUGGCCAUACUGCAUUAUGCAUGUCCUACAAAAACUGUGAACAGACGUCGAGUUCUUCAACAUACUCUGGAAAUGGUGUUUCCCACAAGAGAAUACAUAAAGACAGUACUACUGCCAUAAAAGGGAUUAGACCGUAUAUCCCUAAAAGAUUGCGUCAAGAAAAUUCCAGUAUGCCUGAGAAAAAAGAAUGUGAUCAGAGAGAAAGCUCAGCUUGUGAUGUUAAGCUAGGCAUAUCAGGAGAGCAGACUUCGAGAAAGAUCUCUGAAUUAAUUAAGCCAUAUUUGGGAUCCAAAUAUAAAUUAACUGAAAUCCCCAAAAGCUUAAUAUUUCGCAUGUCUAAACACAGUGGCCCUGUCAAUGAAAUCCAGUGGUGUCCUGUACGAGAACAAAGUCACUUGCUUCUCUCGGCUUCUAUGGACAAAACAAUCAAGGUAAUGUAG